CUGUGGACUUCAGAGGGGCUGCCAGAAAUAAAAAAAAUGCCACAAUUUUGGCAAACUAAAUGCCACAAAACGAGGCAGUACACGUGUGAAGUUGUUUGGGGCCACCGUGCGCGCACCGUGUGACGUGACGGGACCCAGUUUCCAGUGUGCUCCGGUACCUCUAUCAACGACUCUAUCAAAGCAAAAAUUUCCCCGCUGAGAAUUGGGGACGCAACAAAAUAGUCGCAGACAAAAGGGCAGAAACGUUCGUUUUGGAGAAAGGGGCUGCAAAGACGUCUGUGCAGAAGACGAUCCGCGCACGAAGAUCACCGCAAAAGCAAACGCGAAAGCAAAGGCAAACGUAGACCUAGACUGGGACGGAUCAAGACACGGGCUUUAGCGUGUGGCCCGGUGUAAUCGGGACGAUCAGACUAACCCGUUCGGCAGUUUGUGGAGCCCAUUGUUACAAGUGUCCAGACGUUUGGCGGUGGAAUUCCAGGUGGAUGUAAUUACAGCGCCAUUGUUUCAACUCGUUCGACGCAAAAACUGCCUUUAACCGAGCAGAGUUUAGUCGAAUGCUUGUGCUUGGAUCUGGAUCGAGUCAAGUGUUCUGAUUUCAGUUGGGAAAUUUCUUAAGUGUCUGAUGACUAAGCCUAAGCCUAAGAUAUUCGAACUUAUGCUUUGCGAAGUUAACAGAAAUUCUAAUAUCUCAAUUGCUGCGUUGGGUUUAUUGGACCAGAGCAGCACCGGCCCGAACUUGCCUCGAGAGCAGCAAAUUCUUGAGCCUUAUCCUUCCCCUUUGGCGCUUGAAACUUAUGCCGUCCUCUUAAUUGGACACCACACACGCGUGAGACGCAACAAGAAAAUUCUUAAGCCUUCCCUAAUUGGCCCCAAUCAUCGAACUUGCCUGCAAGCUCGCGGCAAAUGUAAUCGAACCUGUCGAGCACGUGAUUUAUACCGUGCAGGGCCUGCCGUCCCAAAACCUUUCCAUACCACCAUACCAUGUUGGAGUUGCAGGAAGUUCCCGUCGCUUCCUGGUGCGCAAGGGGUUACGUAGAACAAAUCUCACUGCUUACCGCACAAAGUUCAUCCGUUCUUCGGGCGAUGGCCAAUGUGAAGGCAGAUGAGGUGUUGCCGUAAUGUGCAACAAACAAACGAAUAACGAAUAGCGCACAAAGUCUGACAGCAGAAUCAAAGUGAUUGGGAAAAAAACUGGCGGAAAGCAAACUUUGGUUCUGCUGCUGCUGCACAAGGAAAUCCGAUCGGAAAGAUCUUCUUCGGGUAGCUCGGCUUGCUGCAAACACUCAGUUUUGCAACUUCCAAUUGCUCCAUAAAAACUUAUUCUCGUUCUUCCAUCACUUGUCUCCAGCGCAGAUUUUAUUGGAUCGGAUUGGGAUGAGGGAGUGUGAAAAAAACGGGAACAUUUCAUUUUUGCAUUCCCUUUCUGCUUCUGCACGGGAAAGGGUAAGAAAUGCAUUGGCCGUGGUACAGCAGGGCGCAGAACAAUGCCACUUUCGAGUGACAUUGAGGGCGUUUGGUUGCAAACAUCUCCCUCUGCCUGCAGCUGACUGUUGAAUGCGAACGUCAUGUUUCAGAAUGUUAGGAACAAAAAAAAACAACGAAUCUUGAUGACAUUUCUUGCCCACUGUUCGGGAAGUUGGGGAAAUCACACGCAGUGACACUAGCGCCCCCCUGUCCUCCUGCUCCCGAGUCGCCCCAGAACAAAGAUGUCUUGCGACGCUGAUGUGUUGUAAAAAUAAGAACCUGUGCUGUAUUUUCCCUCCAAAUGAUUUAUUGUGCGAUGGCUUCUUCUGUUUUCACAAAUGAAGAGAUUUCCCCCCAGCGCAAAUGCUGCUCCUGCAAACCCACACAGCAGCUUGCCAAUGUCGCAGUUGAGGCAGUGUGGCCAGAGAGGCAUAAUAUCGUUCCCCUCCCAGCUGGUUGCCAAAGCUCCCACCCCCUCCCCUCGGCAUGGCUUUUAUUAAUUAGAAUGACGGCGGAUUUAGGGAUGCUCCCCUUGCGACCUGCCCACAAUCAAGGCUACGGUGGGAGAGCUAAAAAUCCUCGCUAAAUCAACGCUGACGAAGUUGAGCGAUUGGGAGCGACCAACCGGCAACCAGCAGCCGUGUCAGCGGUGUGUCGCCGAUGCGGUGUAACCCGGUGUGUAACCGCACCAUCCAGCAAUUCGGCGGGCGGGAAAAACGCGCACACAUACAGAGUAACCUUCAACCAUACCAAACGCACGCAUAAAUCAAACACUCUUUUGCGUGUUUCUUCGGCGCAAGACCUUGGCGCGAUACGUGGUGCGCGAGAUGUAGCCGUGAAACGGCCGUAACCAACGAAAAAGAAGCGGCAUAGCACAUGUCCGACCUCGAAGCGCAAACAUCUCCCUUCUUCCUUGGCAAACAAAACGAAGACAUAAAAAAAACAUUACAUUUAUAGAACCCUUCUUCCGAUCCAGUGCUGUAUCGUUCGAGGUUUUUUGGGACGAAAUUGAAGAUGAAAUUUUCCUGGACCGUACGCUAUCUGCCAACUAAUAGACAUGCAGGACAUGUGAUUCCACUUUUUCCCUUAUCGGUUUGCCAAUAUUUGACCAUCCAAACCACAUGUUUCUGGUGACUACCAACAGCCAACAACACGGACCAUCACGAUGUCCCCGAUAACUUGGCGCUGCGGUCAAAGUGCGUUUUUCGGGCUGGUAGAUUAGCGGUGCGUUGGAGAAGCAUACGUGAGUGACAGUGUGCGUGUGUGUGUGUUUGUGUGUGUGUGUGUGUGUAUGUGUGGUAGAUAAAUAAACAAAUCAAGCAGCCGCACAGCGUGUUCUUGAUACGGCCGUGAUGUGAGGCCGGUCGAUUUGGGUGCGCAGCGGGGAGUUAACACGCAAAAGUUCGUCCAAAACGUCGCAGAGGUUUCGCAACAUGGCACCGCAGGGUAUGGCCGGGCGCUAGAGGGAGCCACCAACGCAGCGAGCCGAACCACAGAAUGCGCAUCCUAUUCCAGAACGAGCCGGUGUACGGGAACUACGAGGAUUCGGGCGUCGCCACCAGUGCCGAUGCCCAUUCGCUCGUGUUCGAUGAGCCGCUCACACCCCCGCCCGUCGAUGGAGGCACUGGUGGUGGGGCGAAAAGUAAGAGCGCUCCGGCCGCCGGUUCACCGCUCGGCGAGCUGGAAGCGUUGGCCAAAGCGCUCGCCCAAGCGCAGGGCGCCAGCUUGGUGAAGCGAGCGGCCGGUGAGGCGCGCCCGAAGCGCCUGAGAAGACGCACCGAGAAAGCGGGCGACAAGCAGAAGUCGAGCGAACCAAAAAAGCAAGCGGUAGAGGCGGAACAGGAGGAGGAGGACGAGGAGGAGGACGAUGAAGAGGACGACGACGAUGAAGAGGAGGAGGAGGAGGAGGAGGAAGAGGAAGAUCCUGAGCAUGGGGAGGUCGGGGAAGGGGGCGAUGGACACUCACCGACCCUGCCGCAUCUACUCCACCACCGGCACCAUCACCAUCUGCCGCAUCAGCAGCGCGCCUCCAGCCGGAUGUCCAACACCAGCACCAGCACGAUCAAGCAGCACUACUAUCCGGAGGGUGGCUGGGGCUGGAUCAUCGUGCUGGUCGGCGUACUAGUGCACGUGCUCACCCACGGCCUGCAGACGGCGGUCGGUGUGGUGAUACUGGCCGCCGGACGCACCUACCGCAUCGAGUCGAUCAUCGUCACAGGAUGGCUGGGCGCCUUGUCGACCGCGGUGGCACUCUUCAUAUCACCCAUCACGAUCGCGGUAUGCAAGCGCAAAUCCACCCGGCUGACGGCUGUUAUCGGCGGGCUGGUGACCGCCCUCGGGUGCCUCUUCACCUCCUUCGCCUCCCAGUUCCACCAGCUGUUCUUCAGCUACGGUGCGGUCGUCGGUGUCGGCGUUGGGAUGACGCGCGACUGCUCCACGCUGAUGGUGGCGCAGUACUUCAAGAAGCGGCGCGAGUUCGUGGAGAUCUUCAUCGUGUCGGGCAGCGGACUCGGCAUUGCCGUGAUGUCCGCCUUCAUCAAGUCGGCGAUCGAUGCGAUCGGGUGGCGGCUCGGGCUGCAGGCCGUCACCGGCACCGUGUUCAUCACGUUCAUCCUCGGCACCUGCUACCGGUCCGCGUCGCUCUACCAUCCGCAGCGCCGCGCAAUCCUGCACCUGAAGAACCAGAAGCGCAAGAUCAAGGACAAGAACAAGCACGACGACCGGCCGCCAUUUUUCGACUUUAGCACGCUGCGCAGCAAAACCGUGCGCAUACUGCUCGCCUCGACCGGCAUCGGCGCAUUCGGCAUCAACACACCCAUCUUCUACCUUGCGCACGAGGUGCAGAAGGACGGCAUCGGCGACAAGGUGAUGAUCCUGCAGAUCUAUCUCGGGCUAGCGUGGACGCUCGGCUGCACCGCGUUCGGGCUGCUGGUCGUGCGGAACAGCGUCGAGUGCCGGAUCGCCCGGCAGUACCUCUGCCAGACGGCCAUCUUUAUGUGCGGCGUCUGCAUCCUGGCGCUCACCGCCGUCCACGGCAACUACCACGGCUACGUGAUGUUCGUGUGGAUCUACGGCAUCUUCUGCGGCGGGUACCACUAUUCGCUAAAGAUGUACACGUACGAGAAGGUGCGGGCCCGCAACUUUGCCCGCGCUUGGGGCUUCGUCCAGUUCGCGCAAGCCAUCCCGAUUGCGCUCGGCGUGCCGAUAUCGGGCUACAUGAACGACAGCGGGUCCGGCACGGCCGGCUACUACUUUAGCUCGGGCUGUGCCAUCGUCGGCAGCGUGCUGAUGUUUCUGAUCGAUCUGCACCGGCGGUCGGUAUCACGCCACAAGCACACCAGGGCGAACGGUACACGCCAUCUGUGCGUCUCGGAAACGUGCCCGCAGCGCCGCAAACUCUCCUUCUCGCAGGAGCCGGACAACGAGCCGGGCAUCAUCACCGGCAACACGGCAAUGAUGAUCGGGCCGGAGCUGCUGAUACCGCCGCUGAGCGACGGCAUCGUGGAACCGAUCAAUGGGCUCGACAAGCCGGAGCUGACCUGCAUCUCCGAGGAGGGUAUCGCCGACAUGGACCUGCCGGACAACCUGCUGGACGAUCUGGACUACGUCGGCGACUGCAUCACCUCGUGCAAUAAGGUGGAAAACUAUCUCAUGCUGAGCGAGUUCGAGAACAACCUCAGUGCCGAAGUUCCUAUCCUGCUGGACAAGCGGGGCCGCCGGCUGUCCCUCUCCAAAACGAAGGCCCUGCUCGGUGGGCACCUUGGUGCGACCGGCGGCGGUACGCUGCUCGGCCACCAUCAUCCCGAGUGCCCGAUCGAGCACGGUGCCGGUUACGGGCCGCCGGGCACGACGCCAUCACCGACGAUGGGCCCGCCGGGUGACACGAACGGGCUCGCCCUGCUGCAUCCUCACCAGGGCCAGCAGCAGCACCACAACCAUCACCAUCACCAUCCGCACCAUCACCACCAUCACAGCCAUCAGCCGGUGAACGGUGAUCUCGCGAAGAAUCUGCCACCGCUCGCGACCAAGUCGGACGUCGCGCCACAGAACACGAUCGGCGGCGGUGGUGCCGGUGGCGGAGGGCGGACCGGUGGCGGCGAGGCGGGCAAACCGGCGGGUGGAGGAACCGGUACGGCGGCGGGCGCUGCCGCCACCGGCUCCAGCACGCUCCAGCCCCAGCAACACUGCAGACUGAACAGCAAAUGGCGCCCGAGCCAGCAGGUCGGGUUUCUCAACAACCGCGUUAUAUCUGUGAUCGAUGAAGCCUCAGUUUAGCUACACAAGGACGGACACACAACUUGGGGUUGGGGAACAAGCAAAACUAGGGAUAGAGCUAAGAGAUGUAGAGGACAGACCCGUAAGGAGCGCGCAUUAAAGCAGAGUCGCAGUAGACGGCAGAGAGUGUGUGUCUGACGUACACACACACCUGGACGACCCCCAACACUUCCCCUAUUGUACAUAGAGCACUUACUCCGGUAGUUCGAUCGAUGUGUAAUCGCUAGGAGAGAUGCCUCACGCUUACGUUACUUAAUGCGUUACUCUUACUUAAUUUAUAAGCUUUAGAUGAAAAAAAAAACAGAUGACUUAGCCGGGGAGGGUACAAGAAGAGUGUAGAGAACGAUUGACUGAUUUGUUGAUUUUAUGUUGUUUUUUAAUUUGUUUUUUUUUUUUAUGUUAAUGUCCCUACUACGCAAUAGCCCUGAUCUGUGGGCUCCAAUUAGUUUUGUUUUUUUUUUAUUUCUCUCUCUCCCCCCAUAUACUACCCUCACUCGUUCACCACGCACCCUUCUCCUGCUCGAGAUUCGUGGUAGUAGGCAAAAAAUACUCCCCCUGUAUUAGUAGCUGCAAAGGUUUUCCUCUUAACAAUCACACUAGUGCACUCAGCUCCCUCCCACACGCACACACAUACACACCCCUUGAAGCAUCUUCAAACCUAUUUUCCACUGUAUUCCAAAGUAUCAGAUGCUAUAGAAUUGUAUUAGAAAAAAACAACCACCAAUCCCCACUUAGUAGUACCGAUUGCGAGAGAUGCUGAGGGGGCGCAAGGUUACGGUGGAGUAGUUUACUAUACACACAAAUAAAUAUGAAAGGAAAUGGAAAACAA
This is a messenger RNA of Anopheles coluzzii, 6568 nucleotides long. RefSeq names its product monocarboxylate transporter 12-like. Gene Ontology annotation, biological process: transmembrane transport. The transcript is spliced from 7 exons. The record is from RefSeq and is a predicted model, not a curated record. Gene Ontology annotation, molecular function: monocarboxylic acid transmembrane transporter activity. Lineage: Eukaryota; Metazoa; Arthropoda; Insecta; Diptera; Culicidae. Bases 2962 to 5739 code for a protein of 925 amino acids.